CCGACACGUUUCGGCCCAUCCCAAGCUCUCUCCGUCAGCCUGGCGGACACAUGGUUGGCAGGGGCGGCGUGGCGAGAGACGCCGCGGCUGCGGAUGCGGAAGCCGACGCGCCUUCCGCGGGGUGCCUCCGCCCCGGCCGCAGGCAGGCGUCGCGGUCUCAGGGUCGCGUCACCGGUGCCGCCGUUGUCCGUCUGUCGGUUUGUGCGCCGCCGGCCUGCUCGUUUUCUUUUUGAUUGGAGUUUCAUUCCAAGCAAGAUGUAAACAUGGAGGUUUGGGAGGAAAAAGAAGAUUGAAGUUAAUAUGGUGUGCCAUUUUGGACUGCCCACAGAUAUGGGGAUGGCAUGGUGUACAGAGGCGGAGGGGCGCCGUUUGAGCAGAUAUGUGGCAGCGGCCAGGGCUUCAGCCUAGUAUGGUGGUGGCAUGGAGGUGUGGAGCAGCAAAGUGCCGAUGGUGUUGUUGAUGGAGACAGAGAUGGCGCCAAGGUCGGCCCUCCUGGCACGCAGAUGCCCUCCUUGUGGCGUGUUGGACCAGGCCGUGGCUAGCCAUGACCCUCCGCUGGGCCUCGCUUGGCCUUCUGUCCCGGUGCGCGAGCCCAUAAUCAGGUGUGUGACACACAUUUUGAAGUCUCGUCUUUUUCUAAAUUUUUAUAUAUAUAAAGAGUGGCUACCUCUGACCAACUACAAAGGUCUCACACCAGAAAGCAGAGUGUACUUGAAUACUCAAAGUUUGCAUUCAAAAUCCCAUGGUGGCACAGUGAUGGAAAGGCUUUCAGCGCUGGUUCUGGAUGGUGACCCAGCAUACCCAGCGUCCUUGUCGACCAUCUCUGAGACACUUGCAAAGUUUAACUUCAAAGGUGCAUGUAGAUUUUGAACCAUUCCAUUUUGGAACCCCUUUUCCUUUUCUGCAUUUUUGUUCUAAAAAAUGAAGUGUGUUCUAGAAGAAAAAGGAAGUCAAUAGGCACAGUAUUCAAUUCAAGAAAUCUGAAUUCUUUUAUAAAACUGAGGAAUCUGUAUAUCGAACUAACUCUUAUUAUUUUCCCUGAAAAAAGAAUUCCUAUAUAUGUUAGUUGUGGUAUCAUAUUUGCCGUCUGUAUGAUUCCUGAAGGUAAUGGGGGAGAAACAUGUUGCCCUAGAUCUAUUUUUGGCAAUAUUUAAAGGAUUCCUUCUCUUGACAAAGAAGUAGAGGAACUCAAAUCCUCUACCCUAAAAAUCAAUCUACACUUACUAUAUGAUAUUCAAGGGGCUUCUGUAGCAUAUUAGACGUACAGUAGGAUGCAUUGGAUUCAAAUUAUUACAUAUACUGAUUGAACUUCAAGUCGAUCUUACCAGUAAGAGUUUAUAUUCAGAGCUCUGUUAUUUUAAGAAUUUCUCACCUCUCCUCGGUAGUUAGAGUGUCUAGCUCAGUAGGGUCACCUUGUGUGGUUCUAUCACCGGCGCGAUUGUAAUCCUUGAAACGGUUGGGGGGCGCGUGUGCGCGCGUGUGGUUGUGAGGUGUUCUUCGGGCUUUGCCCUUUAUUCUCAUAUUAAUGUAAUGAAGCCUAGCUCUCUUGCGCUUUUGAGGGGAAAAAAGAAUUUCUCACCUAUCCCAAACUUACCGUUCUAGGGUUAUUCCUCCUUGUUGACAGCAAUGUGUUCUUGUGACGAUGAAGAGUCACUUUCCAAAUAUAUGAACCGUGCACGCUUCCAUGUGCUGAAGCCACUGGACAGAAGAAGCUUCAGCAUUCUGUGGCACCAAGCAUGUUGGCUGUUGAUCUCCCUGUACAGGUGAGCAGGAAGCACACCUCCAUACCCACACACUCGGCUAGAGGUAGAAGAAACAACAGCUCUUAUUAAAAAAAAAACGAACAGCAGCUCUGCUGCUCCACGAACCACUUUUCAAAUAAGCUUUUGCGUAGAGUGCCUACCAGUCUUGACUUUGGGUUCUCAUGUAUUGCUUAAGUCACCAUAUCUCUUGUAUCUACUCCCUCCAUACCAAAUUAUAGGUCAUUCUAAGAGUCUUGGAAAGUCAAAACAUCUCAAAUUUGAUCAAAAUUAUAGAAAGAAUUACAAAGAUUUAUGACAUCAAAUAGAUAUACUAUAGUUGGUACCGUAAAUGUUACUCCCUCCGAUCCGAUUUAUCUGGCGUACGAGCGUUUUUGAAAUCGGCCACAAUACCUGGCGGGCGGUAGUACCAAGGUUAUAUGAUCAUUACUCCGGCGACGCAUGCUGCAUGCAUGCAGCUGAACCGCUGCGCUAGGUAGUGUAUACUCUCACGUCCGUGCCCUUCUAUACACUUGUUGAUUGCUCCACCUGAAUAAAGAACGAUUUAGCUGCCGGCGGUGUGAUGGUAUUCGAGGCGCAGCGAAGCACGACAGUAAAUAAGUGUGCGUGCCUCCAGCCUCUAUAGCCUCCUUGGUAUCUGGUAUAUGGCCUCGUACGCCAGAUAAAUCGGAAUGGAGGGAGUAUUUUCUUAUCGUAUAAAUUUAGUCAAACUUGAGAUGCCUUGACUUUCCAAGAAUCUUGGAAUGACUUAGGCCAGUCUCAGUGGGGGUUUCACCAGGAUGUCAUGCACAUUUAUUAGAGCGCCAUGUCAGUAAAAUUGCACUUUUUGCAUGAAACGAAGAGGAGAGAGACGGAAGUAGUUUAACCAUGGUGAAACCCCGCGGGCGUUGUUUCCCACGCGGUGAAACGAGAUGAAAUCCCCCACUGAGGGCUAAAUCGUUUCACCAUCUUGCAUGUGAUCCAAUCAUUUUGCAGUAAUUAAAUGCUUUGCUUAGCCUUGGAAACAACAAAGUGAAAUGCUUCAUUGCUGGGGUUAUUUCAUAUAUGGUUUCAUUUUAAUCUUGAUGACGUGUUGGUAUGUGAAACCGUGCAGUGACACUGUCCAUUGAGACUAGCCUUAUAAUUUAGGAUGGAGGGAAUAUCUACUAAUUCUUAUUGUCAACCAGUCCAAAUACAGGUCAACCUAACAUUGAAAUAAAGCGAUUUCACACAUUUUGAAGCCCCAACCUUUUUUUUAUAUAGAGUGCCUGCCUCUGACCAACUAAGGUCUCACUCCAGAAAGCAGACUGUACAUCCUUAACAAAUACUCAAAGUUUGCCUUCAAAAUCCCAUGGUGGCACAGUGAUGGAAAGGCUUUCCGCGCUGGUUGUGGAUGUUUACCCAGCAUCCUUGUUGACCAUCUCUGAGACGCUUGCUUAGUUGAGUUUAGAGGUGUAUGCAGAUCUUGAAGCAUUCCAUUUUCUGCAUUUUUUUCUAAAAAAAUGAGGUGUGUUUGUGAGAUAACCUGGUGCACUUUCCAGCCUUUUGCAGUAGCUGCACACUCCACUAUACACUUAAAAAGGGGUCUACUGCAUAGCAACUUUUGAAGUGUACAGUCCACUGACUCUGUGCAGCAGCAACUUUUAAAGUGAGUUCACUCUGUAGCAGUAGCAGGUGUAGCUGUAGUUGAUUAAGAGUUGUGUAUACAUCAGCUUGUUUAGUAAUGGAAAAAAGCAGUUCAGUUUGCUGCAUAUUCAGAGAUGCAUAGCUGCUGCUCGGGUUGUGUGUGUGUGUGUGCGCACUGUGUUCUCACCCUUUCUUGUACUCUUGCCGUGAGUGAGUGUGGUGUGGUGCUGGUGAGUGAUUGCUCACCUGUGCAGGGAGAUUGAGGUCCGAUUGCGCGAAGAAGGCGAAGGCGCAGCAGCUGCGGCGGGAGUACAACAACCCGGCGUUCCGCGAGGAGGUGGUGGAGGAUUUCUCACUCUGGCUGUAGUCAAUCGUCAAUUAGCUGGCGGCGCAUAGCGUCACCAUCGACAAGGAGGAGGAGGAGGUUCCAAGUUCAUGCGCGUCGUGCCGCCCAAGUACACCUAAAUCUCUCCAUCGAGACGAUGCUGGACAUGUCGACCCUCACCAUUGAGGACUUGACUGGGUGCUUGCGGGCGGUGGACGAAGAACGCUCGGGGGCUACUGCGACAGCGGAUAGCGGCAAGUUGCUGCCGACCGAUGAGUGGGUGGUGCGGAUGAAGGAGAAGCAGUCCGGGUGAGGCUCCUCCAGUCGCAGCGGCAAUGGCAAGCACCACGGCAAGGUCCCACAGAAGGAGCUCGACCCCAACGCUUGCCGGCGCUGUGGGAACCCCAAGGAGAAGGUGGAGGCGCAUCUCGCGCUGGUUCCAGUUAUUACAUACUGAAUGAACUUCAAGUCAAUCUUACCGCAAUGUGUUCUUGUGACGAUGAAGAGCCACUUUCCAAAUAUAUGAACCUGGGUGCAUGCUUCCAUGUGCUGAAGCCACUGGACAGAAGAAGUUUCAGCAUUCUGUGGCACCAAGCAUGUUGGUCGUUGAUCUCCCAGUACAGAGUGCUUACCUCUGACCAACUACGAAGGUCUCACACCAGAAAGCAGACUGUACAUCCUUAACAAAUAGUCAAAUACUCCAAGUUUGCUUUGAAAUCCCAUGUUGGCACAGUGAUGGAAAGGCUUUCCGCGCUGGUUCUGGAUGGUGACCCAGCAUCCUUGUCGACCAUCUCGGAGACGCUUGCAAAGUUGAGCUUCUGAGGUGCAUGCAGAUCUUGAAGCAUUCCAUUUUGGAACCCCUUUUCCUUCUCUGCAUUUUUUUCUAAAAAAAUGAAGUGUGUUUGUGAGAUAAUCUGCUGCACUCUCCAGCCUUUUGCAGCAGCUGCACACUCCACUAUACACUUUAAAAGGGGCCUUCUGCGUAGCAACUUUUAAAGUGUACAGUCCACUGACUCUGUGCAGCAGCAACUUUUAAAGUGUACAGUUCACUCUGUAGCAGUAGCAGGUGUAGCUGUAGUUGAUUAAGAGUUGUGUAUAUAUCAGCUUGUUUAGUAAUGGAAAAAAACAGUUCAGUUUGCUGCAUAUUCAGAGCUGCAUAGCUGCUGCUUGGGUUGUGUGUGUGUGCGCACUGUGUUCUCACCCUUUCUUGUACCUCUUGGCAUGAGUGAGUGUGGUGUGGUGCUGGUGAGCUGAUUGCUCACCUGUGCAUGGAGGUUGAGGGCCGAGGCUUCAUUUAAUGUGAUUUUCUUGUGCACCAGUCCAAAUACGGGUCAACUUACCAUUGAAAUAAAGAGAUUUCACAGAUUUUAAUUCUGUCUUUUUCUAAAUUUAUUAUUAUAUAAAGAGUGCCUACCUCUGCCCCAUGAAGAUCUCACACCAGAAAGCAGAUUGCACUCCUUAAUAGUCAAAAGUUCGCCUUCAAAAUACCUUCGUGACAGAAUGAUGGAAAGGCUUUCAGCGCUGGUUCUGGAUAGUGACCCAACAUCCUUGUCGACCAUCUCUGAGACGCUCGCAAAAUUUAACUUCAAAGGGUUAUUCCUUUUUGUUGACAGCUAUGUGUUCUAGUGACGAUGAAGAGGCACUUUACAAAUGUAUGAACAUGGGAGCAUGCUUCCAUGUGCUGAAGCCACUAGACAGAAGAAGCUUCAGCAUUCUGUGGCACCAAGCACUAGAACACAAGUCUAAAAAGGCAGCACCUCAAGGACCAACUCCUAAUAGUUACAAAAAUUGAAUGGUUUCAUCAUCUGCUGAAAAGCCCAAGGAAGUGCUUAUCCUAGAGAGAAACGAUUUAUCCAAUCCUGAAAGCAAUGGAUAUGAAGAGCCAAAGAAGUGGAAUCGGAUCACAUGGACCAUUGAGCUACAUGAAAAGUCCUUGGAGGCUGUCGAAGCUCUUGGGGGGAUGAGUCUGACAGAUGCUACACCUGAGGGGAUCCUCUACCUGAUGAAUAUAUAGGGUUUAACUGCGAAGCAUAUAGACGGCCAUCUCCAAGUGGGUGAUUAAUUGAUUAUUUUUACCGAAGGCCCCAUCCACUAAAGCUUCCUUAUAAGCUUGAUUUCUAAUAUUGGAGCCUUCAAGGGAAGCACUAAUUUUGUUACCUUGAAACAUUCAAAACAAUGAAGAGAAAGACAUCAUUUAGGAUAGUUGUGAUUAAGCAGCACAAGUUGACAACUUGUUCGCUCGCUCGUAUCUUUUCUAUUGGCAUUAAAAGUCUUCUCCACCCUCUGUUUGGCGUAUUUUUGUCUCACACUUCCGUGGUCUUUAGUAUCCAUUAGUUCAAAGCAUUUUUGUUGGCAUGUGUGUGUGUGUCACACUUCCAUCGUCUUUAGUAUCCAUUAGUUCAAAGCAUUUUUGUUGGCACUUCUGUGUGUUUGUGUGUGUGUUUUACCCUUGUGGGAUCUAUAUGCAUUCUGGUAAUUUAUUGGUGGAAUCUGAAAAAUCAGCACCCGUCCUUCCUGUUUCUAGCUUCAUCUGGCUGAUAACAUGCCUUAACCUUUUUAUGUGUGUGUGUGGGUGAGGGAUGGUCUUAACCUUAUGUUACCCUUCCCUUGGUACCCCAAGGACCUUAAACUAUUCACCUCUUUGAAUUCCAUUUAGCUCUUGACACCUAUGGCUGAACUGAUCUCAUAUGGUGUUCUUUUUGCUAAAAUGCCACUUUAAAUUGCUGUAUUAGUUUGACCUUUAAUACUGUGACCUAACGUUGUCCCUUUCUAGACAAUUUCUCCUCAAAUGUGAUAUAGAAACAUCAAUUGCGCCACCGAAAUGCAAAGCAAGGAGGACAGCGCCAAGAGAAUGCCAGCAGAAAUCCAAUUCCUGAGCUGAUGAUAUCAGCGCAUGAUGAAGCCACUUCUGAAUCCAUCACACCCAGAGUUGAGAUAGACGGGGAAGUGUACCCCUUAAGGCUGUGGACAAAGAUGAAGAAAAGGUCAGUGGACACAGCGGCUCUGAAGACUGACAUGUACACAUGCACAUCUGGAACUAUAGAGAGGACACGUAGUCUGUGUGUGUGUGGGAUAAGUAUGAAAAUAACCUGCAGAGAAUAUUCUCUGAGACAAAGAAAUGUUGGCAAAUCAUGAGUGAACAUCACUGGCCUGGGAAGAACAAUAUUGCUAUCACAGAUGAAGGGGAUCCAAAUGAAGCUACCAGGUGAUCGAGUCAGGCAGAAUGGUUAUGCUUGAACGGUGCAUCCAUAGAAAUAUCUGGUUCAAGCAGCUUUACAAGUGAUCAAGUGGGAGAGAAUAAUCGUGCCGAAACUGACAGAGACAAUAACAUCGUGGGGAGCAUUGAUUUCCUUAGGUUAUGGUGUAUCCAUAGAAAGCUCUGGUUCAAGCAGCCUGUUAGCAAGUGGUCAAGUGGGAGAGAACAAUCAUUCUGAAGCUGCCAGAGCCAUUGACAAUGUGGGGAACAUUAAUUUGCUUGAAGCUUACCGUGCAUACUUAGGAACCUCUGGUUCAGGCAGCCUGUUAACAAGUGAUCGAGUCAGGCAGAACGGUUAUGCUGAAGCUACCAGGGACAAUAACAACUUGGGGAGCACUAAUUUGCCUCAAGUUAUGGUGCAUUCACAGAAAUCUCUGGUUCAAGCAACAUGUUAAUGACUAAUCAAGCAGGAGAGAACAAUUGCACUGAAUUUGCUAGAGACAAUGACCAUAUGGAGAACAUUAAUUUGCUUGAAGUUUUCCCCUUCCAAACAGCAGAAGCGGCCCUGGAUUUCAUUGAAGGUGGGGCUGCUAAAGAAGCGGAGCUUGAUUUGGUCUUGGUGGAUGUUAAUCUUAACAAUAUGGCGCCAGGCACUUCCGCAAACUCUGAUUUGCUCCAUCAUUACGUACUGAAUGAACUUGAAGUCCCUCUUACCGCAAUGUGUUCUUGUGAUGAUCAAGAGGCACUUUCCAAAUGUAUGAACCUGGGUGCAUGCUUCCAUGUGCUGAAGCCACUGGACAGAAGAAGCUUUGGCGUUCUGUGGCACCAAGCACUGGAACACAAGUCUAAAAAGGCAGCAGUUCAAGGACCAACUCUUAAUAGUACCAGAAAUGGAAUGGUUUCAUCAUCAUCUACAGCAAAGCCCAAGGAAGUGCUUAUCCUUGAGAGAAAUGAUUUAUCUGAUCCUGAAAUCAAUGGACAUGAAGAGCCAAAGAAGCGGAAUCGGAUCACAUGGACCAUUGAGCUCCAUGAAAAGUUCUUGGAGGCUGUCGAAACUCUUGGGGGGAACGAGUAUGCUACACCUGAGGGGAUCCUCCUCCUGAUGAAUAUAAAGGGUUUGACUGCGAAGCAUAUAGGCAGCCAUCUUCAGAAACAUCGAUUGCGCCACCGGAAUGCAAAGCAAGGAGGACAGUGCCAAGAGAAUGCCAGCAGCAAACCAAUGGGGCUUGAUGAAGCCACUUCUCAAUCCAUCACACCCAGAGUCGAGACAGAUGGUGAAGUGUAUCCCUUAAGGCUGUGGACAGAGGUGAAGAAAAGGUCAGCGGACACAGCGGCUGUGAAGACUGAGGACACAGAGUCUCUGUGUGUGUGGGAUAAGUAUGAAAAUAACCUGCGUAGAGUGUUCUCUGAGAAAAAGAAACGUUGGCAGUUCAUGGGCAAACAUCGGUGGCCUGUGAACAACAAUAUUGUUAUCACAGAUGCAAGGGAUCCAGAUGGAGCCCCUGAAACUGCUGGUGGUUAUGGUGCAUUCACAGAAAUCUCUGGUUCAAGCAACAUGAUAACGAGUAAUCAAGUGGGAGAGAACAAUCGUACUGAAUUUGCUAGAGACAAUGACCACAUGGAGAACAUUAAUUUGCUCAAAGUUUAUGGUGCAUUCAUAGAAAACGCCGGUUCAAGCAGCCUGUUAACAAGUGAUCAAGUCGAACAAAACAAUCUUACUGAAGAUGCCAGAAACAAUGACGCCAUGGGGAAAAAUAAUUUCUUUAAAGGUACUGUGGACCCGAAGUACAAUGCAUCAAUGGAUUUUUCUGUUGCUUGGGCGCACCUAGAGAGCAAUGAUCUGGACCUGACAGGCCCUUCUGAUGGCCGGGAGGAAGCAUAUUCAUUUCGGAUGAGCCAGCUGGAAAGCCUUGGCCUAGAGGUUCUCCAUGACAAUGCAUGUAAUGAUGCUCUGAGAUCGGUUGAUCUGAUUAACAUAGAUGAACCAGUAACUCAAGGAUCGCAAGAGCAGCAAAGCCUUGGCAUGGAGGAUCUCCAGCAAGUAGAUGACAUUCCAUGGGAUGAUGCUCUGAUAUCUGUGGGGCUUAUCAACUUAUUAGAUGAACCAAUGACUGAAGAAGCUGCCGUUGGAGGAUCACAAGACCAGGAAAGCCUUGCCCUGGAGGUCCUGCAAGCAGGUAAUAAUGCAUGGGAUGAUGAUCUUAGGUCGGCGAGGAUGGUCAACUUAUUAGAUGAACCAGUAGCUCAAGAAGCCACUAUUGGCGACGCUCUGAUGGAUGACCCUGUGAGCCCGAUUGCCCAAGACGAUGUGUUAUGGGCUUGGAGUCCUUCAAUGCCAGCGGUUGACUAUGGCAUGCUCUUCUGAAUCAGGCUCAACAAGUGAUAGCAACUGAUAAUAUGGAUGUUAGAAAUAAGAACCCGUUGACAGAAAUAAGUCAAUUGUGCUCGAGGGCACAUAAAACGGUGUAGAACUUAUUAAUCGUUAUAUACUCUACUGUUUGGUUUCAUAUUAUUACUGUGUUACGUUGAACCUGCCCAGGUUGGAAAAAAAACUGGUGUGUCUA
Sorghum bicolor (sorghum) is the source of this 9450-nucleotide messenger RNA. RefSeq lists its product as uncharacterized. Gene Ontology annotation, molecular function: DNA-binding transcription factor activity; DNA binding. Lineage: Eukaryota; Viridiplantae; Streptophyta; Magnoliopsida; Poales; Poaceae. The transcript is spliced from 18 exons. The record is from RefSeq and is a predicted model, not a curated record. Bases 7335 to 9251 code for a protein of 638 amino acids. Gene Ontology annotation, biological process: cytokinin-activated signaling pathway; phosphorelay signal transduction system.